UUGCCACACUGGCCUCUCCACGUUCUUUUCAAUGCCACUGCUCAAAUACAGCAUGUACUCAGCUCUUUCUUUCCUGUUUUUUUGUGUUCACACGGUAGUAAUCUUUGCCGCAAGUUCUGAUGAUCGUAUACAAAAAUCACAAGGACUGGUUAAACCAUGGUGGAGAUUUGUUUAACAGAAGAUACGCUUACAAAGAGCGUAUGAUCAGCCCCAAAACAGCACCGAACCUACGGUUGAAGUGGAAAUUCAAUGCAGGCAAAGACAUCAGUGCAACACCAGCAAUAUAUGGUGGUACUGUUUAUUUUCCAAGCUGGAAUGGUUACAUCUAUGCAGUUAAAGAAGCCGAUGGAUCUCUUGUUUGGAAGCAAAACUUGGAGAAUCUAACAGGACUAAGUGCAACGGGAUUUGUUAGAAAUGUAAAUUGGACAGUGUCAAGGUCAACUCCCACAGUGGCAGGAGAUGAUUCACUGCUAAUUGGAAUCUAUGGCCCUGCUGUUGUUAUUUGUGUCAACAGAACAACAGGUGAGCUUGUAUGGAAGACCACUUUGGAUCACCAUCCUGCAGCAGUCAUCACCAUGUCUGGAACAUACUACAAAGGAGAUUUCUAUGUCGGAAUAUCUUCACUGGAAAUAGCUGUACCGACUGUUGAGGAAUGCUGCACAUUUCGUGGAAGUUUCACAAAACUUAAUGCUCGAACUGGCCGCAUGCGUUGGAAGACCUAUAUGCUACCAGAUAACAAUAACAGAACAGGAGAAUAUGCAGGUGCUUCCAUUUGGGGAAGCAGCCCUUCCAUUGAUGUUGAAAGAAACCAUGUCUAUACUGCAACUGGGAACCUCUAUUCUGCCCCAUUACGCAUACGACAGUGUCGAGAGAGACAAAUUAAUCGAACUCAGCCUACCCAACCUGGAGACGAGUGUGUUGAGCCUGACAAUCACUCCGAUUCAAUGUUAGCCCUUGAUUUGGAUUCUGGGAAAAUGAAAUGGUACCGCCAGUUAGGAGGCCUUGAUAUAUGGACCAUUGCAUGUAUCAAUCCUUCAACUCCUAAUUGUCCUCCUCAAGCUGAGCGUCCAGAUGUUGAUUUUGGGCAGUCACCAAUGAUGUUGACAACAUAUAUAAAUCGAACCAAGCAAGAUAUUGUUGUUGCGGUUCAGAAAAGUGGCAUAGCAUGGGCUUUAUAUCGCAAUAAUGGCAACAUCCUUUGGAGCACGAAUGCUGGUCCGUACGGGCUAUCUGGAGGCGGAAUAUGGGGUGCAGCAACUGAUGUAAAGAGAGUUUACACGAAUAUUGCCAAUACUGGGGCAAGAAAUUUCACUCUUGCACCAUCAAACGUAACUACGACCGCCGGUGGGUGGGUAGCAAUGGAUGCCAGCAAUGGCAGAAUUCUAUGGUCCACAGCUAACCCUAGUAACAGAACUGCUAAUGGCCCUGUUAGUGUUGCAAAUGGCGUUGUCUUUGCUGGAUCCGCAGACAGAAUGGGAUCUGUAUAUGCAAUUGAUGCCAUGAAUGGGAAAAUUUUAUGGUCCUAUCAAACUGGAGCCAGUGUCUAUGGAGGCAUGUCAAUUAGCAAAGGUUGCAUAUUUGUUGGCCAUGGAUAUGGUGUUGCUCUGGGGCCUGCUUUCGGCUUAAUUGGUGGAACUUCACUCUUUGCCUUUUGUGUACGUGGUUAAUGUGCUUGUUUGUAUUAGUUGUAUUUUAAAAAACAAUUAUUUUUCAUUCGCUUUUUACAAAAUUAAAGCUGUUGACAACUAUCUGUGUUCAAAAUUAAGUGAUUGUCAAACACGUAAAAUAAUAUAAAUGGAUCAAUAAAACAGGAACUAUUGUUCUGGUUAUAUA
This is a messenger RNA of Glycine soja, 1833 nucleotides long. RefSeq names its product polyvinylalcohol dehydrogenase-like. The record is from RefSeq and is a predicted model, not a curated record. Bases 120 to 1667 code for a protein of 515 amino acids. Lineage: Eukaryota; Viridiplantae; Streptophyta; Magnoliopsida; Fabales; Fabaceae. The transcript is spliced from 4 exons.